Messenger RNA from Oryzias melastigma (Indian medaka), 1934 nucleotides. RefSeq names its product glucosidase 2 subunit beta. The record is from RefSeq and is a predicted model, not a curated record. NCBI's taxonomy places the organism in Eukaryota, Metazoa, Chordata, Actinopteri, Beloniformes, Adrianichthyidae. The coding region runs from base 152 to 1417 and encodes 421 amino acids. Gene Ontology annotation, molecular function: protein binding. Gene Ontology annotation, cellular component: glucosidase II complex. Gene Ontology annotation, biological process: N-glycan processing; liver development. The transcript has 14 exons.
GUGACUGAGUGUUUCAGGAAGUCGCUGUCCUCCCCGGCUCAGCUGCAGCUGUUGAAAACAUGCAUUUGAAGCGUCCUUGAGCGGGAUUUUCAGAAGAAAAUAAGACAGACACUUAACGAAACACGCACAAAAAUAACUGCCGUCUUCUGAAAUGCGUUUUCACAUCCUCGUCAUCGCUCUGUUUUGCUGUGGUUCGGCGGAGUCGCGGAAAGUGAGGGGCAUUUCUUCGUCCUACAAACGAUUCUACAGGGAGAAGAAGUCCUUCUUGUGCAUCGAUGGCUCAAAGCUGAUCCCCUUCGAGCAGGUGAAUGAUGACUACUGCGACUGCGCAGACGGCUCGGACGAGCCAGGCACCUCCGCCUGUCCUCGCGGCCGAUUCUAUUGCACUAACUUGGGCUUCCGUCCACACUACAUCCCAUCGUCACGAGUCAAUGACGGCAUCUGUGACUGCUGCGAUGCUUCAGAUGAAUACAACAGCCACGUCCGCUGCCAGAACACAUGCUGGAAUUUGGGGCAGAGAGAGAGAGCGUUCGUGGAGGGCCAGAUGAGGACUCUGGACGAAGGUUUGCGACUCAAGCAGCAGCUGAUCGAGGAGGGAGUUCUGCUGUGGAGGGAGAAGCAGGCUCAGCUCAGAGAGCUUCAGCAGGUCGCUGAAGACCUGCAGAUCAAAUUAGAGGAACAUCGGCGGAAGAAACACGAAGCCGACCGAUUCAAAGAGCAAACGCUAAGAGCACUGAAAGGAGAGGACAGCGCUGUCAAACCUGAGAACACCCUCCUCAACAGGAACAAAGAUGAAAGUAUUGCUCCGGAUGAAGUCAAGGCUGAAGUGGUGCCGGUCCACGGUGAAGAGCGGCGUCUCUCUGAUGAUGAGGCCGGGAUCAAAGACGCACAUGGCGCCCCAGGCACAAUGUCAAGUGAAGAUCCUCACUUAAAGGCGGCCGAUAGAGUUGCAGAGUGGGAGGCUACCAAUCUGAAGAAGGUUGAAGAAGCUUAUGAGACCGUCAACAUGGAAAUAAGUGAUCUGCAGAAGAAGUUGGAUAUAGACUACGGGACGGACUGGGAGUUCCUGUUUCUGAACGGCCAGUGUUACAAGCUGACGGUGUACGAGUAUCUGUACACCCUUUGCCCGUUCAGUCACAUCACACAGAAGAGUACUGCAGGAACCGAGGUCUCAUUGGGGGUGUGGGGGAUGUGGGCGGAGCCAGCGAAGAACCGCUACAAUCAGAUGAUUUAUGAGAACGGAGAGCCCUGCUGGCAAGGAGGCUCUCGCAGCACUACGGUCACGCUGACAUGCGGAACGGAGACAGCCCUGCGAUCAGUGAAGGAGCCCAGCAAAUGCCAGUACAUCAUGGACUUUCAGACUCCUGUGGCCUGUCAGCCGGUGCUAAAGCAGAGAGGUGUACACAGUGAACUGUGACCCCCUCCCCUCCCUGUCUGGCUUAGACUAGAAUAACUCGGUCCUUCUCCCCUCUCGACUCGCCCACAAAGGCAGACUGGACUCCUGAAGGUCCCUCCUGACAUCUGUCUUGUCAGAUCUUGUAUACUUCUGAACCAGUUUGGGUAAGGUCAGACUGUUUCUCAGAAUCCACUUACAGUCAUUGUUACUCUUGUGUGGUCAUUGAACAGUGUUACAGGUCCACUCUAGCAGCAUUUACUAAAAGAUAAGCAGAACUGGAUCAUUCUUGUAGCCACUUACAACCUUUUGUGCUACUAUGAAUAAUAUCUUAAAGGACUGCUGAGUCAUGCUGUAUAUUCCCACAUGCUGGUGUUUGCUGCUUCUCUGUAGGUGUUAUAAACUUCUAAAGGAUUGAUAUGAUGUAUUUUUCUACUGUCUUAUAUAAAACAAAAGACCAGAACUACCGAUCACAUAGAACAGCAGUGAUGUAGAUAAGAUGUUACAAGUUUAUUAUCAAUAAACUAAAAUAUAAACCUUC